This is a messenger RNA of Electrophorus electricus (electric eel), 3478 nucleotides long. RefSeq names its product integrin, beta 6 (gene itgb6). NCBI's taxonomy places the organism in Eukaryota, Metazoa, Chordata, Actinopteri, Gymnotiformes, Gymnotidae. Gene Ontology annotation, cellular component: integrin alphav-beta6 complex; focal adhesion; cell surface. Gene Ontology annotation, biological process: cell-cell adhesion; cell migration; cell-matrix adhesion. Gene Ontology annotation, molecular function: integrin binding. The record is from RefSeq and is a predicted model, not a curated record.
GAGAGAGCAGGCGUCAUGCUCCAUAAAACUGCUCUGAUACUCCGAGCUUACUUUUACUUCGACACGUACUGUCUGCUGAAUGGACACUCACGUUCCGGGUCACCAUUUUUCUCAGGCUGGUUUGGGUUGCGGUAUUUCCAGUGCGUGACCGGGGAUUCUGCUGCCAGCGUGGACGCUAUGAUAGCCAACGCCGCUUCUGGAGUCUGGUUCUCCGCUCGCCCUCCUCCUCACCUGUACGGAAGUGAGCGUAAGUGGCUGGCCAGGUAAUGUGUGCCGUACAAUUCGCGUUGGGCUUCAGAAACCUUGAGGACCAAUGGGGAUAUUUUUACUAAGUCUUUUCCUUCAUUACUGGCUCAACACAGUCGAAGGGACCUGCUCCGCUGGCCGCGCGCUGGCUUGUGACGAGUGUCUGCAGUCGGGGCCGCAGUGCGCGUGGUGCGCUCUGGAGAACUUCACAGACUCGUUCACAGUCGGUGACCGAUGCGGCACGCUGGAGGAGCUCCGCCUGAGAGGAUGCGCGAGGGAGUUCGUGCAGUUCCCGGUGACAACUUCCAAGCUGCUGGGGAACGAGCCCUUAGGACAAAAUACAAACAGCAGCAACACCUCAUACAUAUCACCCCAGAGGAUGGCUCUCAGACUUAGGCCAGGUAUGCCGGUAACGUUCCAGAUAAAGGUGCAGCAGCCUGGCGACCAUCCUGUGGAUAUGUAUUAUCUUAUGGACCUGUCUGCCUCCAUGGUUGAUGACCUGCAGAUGAUUACAAACCUGGGAUCCACUCUGUCCAAAGAAAUGGCUAGUCUCACCAGUAAAUUUAGACUGGGAUUUGGUUCAUUUGUAGAGAAGCCAGUUCUUCCCUUCAUCAAAAUUACCCCAGAAGAGUUGGCCAACCCCUGCAGGAGUGUGGAUAGCGUUUGUCUGCCCACCUUUGGAUACCGACACAUCCUUCCCCUUACAAGCAGCACAAACAAAUUCAACGAGAUCAUUUCCCAGCAACGCGUCUCUGCCAACAACGAAAACCCGGAGUGCGGCUUUGACGCCAUCAUGCAGGCUGCAGUGUGUGGGGACAAGAUUGGCUGGCGGAACGAUUCCAUGCGUCUGCUAGUGUUUGCCAGUGACGCUGACUCUCAUUUCGGAAUGGACAGCAAAAUGGCUGGAAUCGUCAUUCCCAACGAUGGCCAGUGCCACCUGGAUAACAACAAUGAAUAUUCCAUGACUGCCCACUUGGAGUUCCCUACGUUGGGGCAGCUUAAAGACAAGCUGGUGGAGAACAACAUCCUUCUCAUAUUUGCUGUCACUGCCAGUCAGAAAGAGAACUAUGAGAAUUAUGCAGCGCUAAUUCCUGGUGCUACAGUGGGCAUACUGGAAAAGGAUUCCCGGAACAUUCUAGAACUGAUCAUGACUGCGUACAAGGAACUGCGGUCUGAGAUUGAACUGGAGGUUCUGGGUGACACUGAACAUCUGCAGCUGUCCUUCACAGCCCUCUGUCAGGAUGGGACAGUCCACCCUGGGCUUAAACGCUGCACCAGCACCAAAGUUGGCGAUAUGGUGGCGUUUAACGUGACGGUGGAGCUGGCGCGCUGCCUGGAUGCUCCACGGCUCUUCUCCCUGCGGCCUUCCGGCUUCCGGGACACUCUGGAGGUGGAGCUGGAAUCCCUGUGUGCGUGCCCCUGCCAGGAGACCCCGGAACCGAGGAGCAGGUCCUGCAGUAGUGGGAGAGGGGCCCUGGUGUGUGGCUCCUGCGUGUGUGACCCCGGGUUCACCGGGCCUCGGUGCGAGUGUGAGGAGGGGAAAGCUCAGAUCAGUGACUGCAGGGCAGAGGAAGGUGAUGAUAUUUGCAGCGGGCAGGGAGAGUGUUUCUGUGGCCAGUGUGUCUGCCACUCACCCACUUUCGGGCAUGUGUAUGGAAAAUACUGCGAAUGUGAUGAUUUCUCCUGCCUCCGAUUCAGAGGAAAACUGUGUGGAGGCAAUGGGCAGUGUGACUGCGGCGAGUGUGUGUGCCACAGCAGUUGGACUGGCGAGUAUUGCAACUGCAGCACCAGCACACACACGUGUGAGUCUGUGGACGGGUCAAUCUGCAGUGACCGGGGCCAGUGUGUGUGUGGGAAGUGCGAAUGUUCUGUUCCUGGAGCUUCAGGUGAAAAGUGUGAGAAGUGUCCUACCUGUGGAGAUGUCUGUGGCUCAGUCAGAUCUUGUGCUGAGUGUUAUCUGAAAGCUGAAGAACCGUCAGAAGAGUGUGGCAGUAAAUGCAAAGCCGUUCAUGCUGCUGUGAGCAACUCGUCAGACUUUGAGGAAAGUCACGCGGUGCUGUGCACUCUUCAGAGUGAGAACGAGUGUCUGAUGUCCUUCGCUUUGGUGGAAAGUAACAGGGCCAACAGACUCUACAGACUCAGGCUGGACGACUGUCCCGAGCCCCCAAACAUCUCUGUGAUCGCUCUGGGUGUUUGCAUGUCUGUGCUCACGAUUGGCAUCACACUCCUCGUAGUCUGGAAGCUUCUUGUGUCUGUCCAUGACCGAAAAGAGGUGGCCAGGUUUGAGGCAGAGAGGGCCAAAGCAAAAUGGCAAUCAGGCACAAACCCCCUUUUCAGGAGUUCAACAUCAACAUUUAAGAAUGUGGCAUAUAAAAAUACAGGUCGACAGAAAGUUGAUAUAUGUUGAAGGGACAAACAAACUACAGAAUGUAAACUGUUCAUUAACACUCUGUGUGUGUGUGUGUGCGCGCGUGCGUGCGUGUGUGUGUGCGUGUGUGUGUAACUUUCUUUUUCUGGUAGAUGUUUACAUCUCAGAUUUAAGCAGUGGGAAAAGAUUAAUAUACUUGCUGCUAAUUAAAAAAAAAAAGUCAGGUCAGAAACAGAAUUAUUUGCGCCCUUGAUUUUAAAAAGGUGAAACCGAUUGCAGUAAAUCAUAAUUUGGGAACAUCUUGCAAUGCAGUGUAUAAUAUGGCCAAAAUAGCCAAAACACAGUGGCAAAAACAUGCAGUUUGUAUUUUUUGUCUGGUGUUGGCACUGCUGAUUUUAUGGCUGAGAGUAUUUAUUAAGUAGGAGAAGCUUUGGGGCCAUUUUGGACCCUCCCUCUACACAGCAAUUCGUGUGACCUCUGUGGUGGAGACAGUCCUGGGAUUGCUAGAAUUCAUUACGGCAUUAUUCUUGACACUUUUAUUGGCUAACGAAACAGGAAGUAAAGGCGGGGUCAUUGACACUGAUAUAGAUUUUUUUUUAUCUCACUCACGGAUGCCGAUAAUUCUGUCCGUGAUUGAAUAAAAGCGUAUACUACUGCAACUUUUCUACGUGCGAAACACUGGACAUUGCUUUGACGUUUCGGUUUCAACACAGUUAACGAAGUUUUAUAUUGUGUGAUGUGUAUUUGAUGUGUACUUUUUAAGGUUUACGAUAUUGAAAGUUAUUGGCUACUCUGAGGCUGAGCCUUGAGCUAUAUUUUAAUAUCAUAAAUUAUGUUUAGACUAAUGUUUAAUAAAGUUGGAUU